ACUGGAUUUCACUGAAAUAUUUUGUGUUAAAAUUCGGGACUUUUUCUAAAGAUAUAAAGAGGAUAGCGACAGAAGACUUUCUCACUUUUAUUUUUCUUUGUUUUAAAUCUUGCCCCAUCUCCCCAGCCCGGCCCAGCCCAGCCGUCUGCCUAAGGGCCUCAUAGCUGAACCGAGCUAUGCACAUUUGGCCCGCGCGUUUUAAGAAGGGUAUUCUUUCUCUAUCACCGUCAGGUCAUUUAAUACCAUUUUGCAGUUAUUCCGACGUUCAUUUGGAUCUUUCUGGAAGGGAGGCUGUGUCAUAAAUUAUGAAGACUUUAGCCCAAUCAAUAAAACCAUGUUUUUUUUUUUUUUUUAACUUUUGGCCGGUCACUCAUUAUGAUGUAUGUCCACCUUGCCGGCAGUUGUGCUAAGAAGUGGGAAUACAAGGACGAUUGAGAUACUAUUUUUUAAUGUAUUUAUCCCAUACCAAAUUGCCUUAGUCAUCCUUAUCCAGUUGUUAAUUUUAUAAGGCCAUCAGAUAACGUGGAUCUGCAACUAAAUGAAACUUUUUUUAAAAAUUCAAUGCCCCGGUAAACUAAAUUUCACGCAAUUAUUUCUAUAAUUGCUACAAAAUUUGUUGAACGUGGUGAAUGAAUGAAACUGAGCUGAAUUUAUUCUAAGGAUAUAAAUUACUAUGUGAAAGAGUAUCACCACCAUUUUGAAGCUCUUCAAACAUUAUAGAGGCAUCAAAUAAUGUCAUCUGAAAUAUUGCCAGCAUUUAGUGAGACUUCUAAUGUUGAAAGAAAGCAAGACUUAAAUGAAGACCAAGAGGAGAAUCAGAAACCAGGAUUAGGCGAAGGGUUUGAACCAAUAUCUAAACGGCAAAUGAAGAAGCUAAUGAAACAGAAACAAUGGGAAGAACAAAGAGAACUCCGCAAACAAAAGCGGAAGGAAAAACGCAAGAGAAAGCAAUUAGAGCGGCAGUGUCAACUGGAAUCAAACUCAGAAGGAAGUGACAGAAAACGUAUUCGAAGAGAUGUUGUUUACAGCCCACUCCGCCUUAUCAUUGACUGCAGUUUUGAUAGCUUGAUGGUAUUAAAGGACAUUAAGAAACUUCAUAAGCAGAUUCAACGAUGUUAUGCAGAAAAUCGACGAGCACUGCAUCCUGUGCAGUUUUACUUGACAAGCCAUGGAGGCCAAUUGAAAAAGAACAUGGAUGAAAAUGACAAAGGAUGGGUCAACUGGAAGGAUAUCCACAUCAAACCAGAGCACUACAGUGAAUUCAUACAGAAAGAAGACCUGAUUUAUCUUACAUCAGAUUCACCUAAUGUACUAAAGGAAUUAGAUGAAUCAAAGGCCUAUGUGAUUGGAGGAUUAGUAGAUCACAACCAUCACAAGGGACUCACAUAUAAACAAGCAUCAGAACAUGGAAUUGAUCAUGCACAGCUUCCCCUUGGAAAUUUCGUGAAGAUGAAUAGUAGAAAAGUUUUGGCAAUUAAUCAUGUGUUUGAGAUUAUUCUGGAAUACCUAGAAACAAGAGACUGGCAAGAAGCAUUUUUCACUAUCUUACCCCAAAGAAAAGGAGCUGUUCCCACAGACAAAGCCUGUGAAAGUUCUUCACAUGACAAGAAGUUCACCACAGUUGAAGGUGGAUUGAACAGUGAUUCCAGUGAGGAGGAAAAUAGAAAUGAACUAGAUUCACCACAUAAGGAAGAAGAGCAGGAUAAAGAAAAUAGCACUGAAUCUACAGUGAACUCUAUACUACACUAAUGUCAUUUUUUUUAAGUUUAAGGAAAAUUAGGAGAAAAUGAAUAUUGAAUUUCAUAGAAUAUUUCAUAGAAUAUUUAAAAUGGAAGAAACUUUCAUUUUCUUUUAUUUCUGUUAUGAAUUUUUUUAACUUUCUUUUUUUAGAACUAAGUGAUAAAAAGCACUAAAAAAGCAUUUUUUUUUUGCAUAAGAUUUAAAUGUGUAAUUUAAAAAAAUUUUUCUAAGCCUCAAAUAAGCAUUUCUUGAGAAUUUUACCUUAUUAGUAAACCUUCAUUCUCUUUUAUUUACAAGAUUGUAUUCUUCAGAAUGUGCCUUCUGACCUUUCAGUUUUAUUAUUAUAUGUUUAUAUCAAUGUCUUUCUGAUUUAUUGCCUACUUAUUUAUGGAGGCAGAUAUCCUAAAACUCCUUUAAGUCUACCAAAAUGUUCUGUAUGGGUGGUUACCUUCUAUUUGCAGCUUUUAUAUUCAAUUUAGUUACUUCAAAGGAAUAUAGUGAUUUUAGGAAUAAGUGUUGGAUUGAGAAACUCAAGAAUUGAUUUCUUUUGAGAGCCCAUAUCUGUUCUUCCUUUGUAAUGCCUUUGUGGUUCUAAAGCAAUCACUGAAGAGUUAAGACUCUCUUUAAUAUAUUUUCUUAAUUUCAAUAAUGAUGGUAAAUUAUUUCAAUUACAAAAUUUAAUUUUUCAGGCUAUAUUAUUUUUAAAGGCUGUUGAAGGAUCAAUUUUAUCAUUACCCAAAUUUAAAAAGAAACAGUUCUUAAAAAAAAAAAGUAGCUCUUAGCAGAUAUUCUUUU
This is a messenger RNA of Mesoplodon densirostris (Blainville's beaked whale), 2535 nucleotides long. It is a transcript of the gene TRMT10A, whose product is annotated as tRNA methyltransferase 10A. The transcript is spliced from 9 exons. NCBI's taxonomy places the organism in Eukaryota, Metazoa, Chordata, Mammalia, Artiodactyla, Ziphiidae. The record is from RefSeq and is a predicted model, not a curated record. The coding region runs from base 733 to 1749 and encodes 338 amino acids. Gene Ontology annotation, cellular component: nucleus; cytosol; nucleoplasm. Gene Ontology annotation, molecular function: tRNA binding. Gene Ontology annotation, biological process: tRNA N1-guanine methylation.